CGGCGAGGUGAACUCCGCCGGGGAACCGACUCAACCCGAUGGAGGGGGGGGAAUGUUGACGGUGUAACACCGCACUUCAGAAGAAGAAGAAGACGCCGCCGCUCGAAGUCUCUUCACAGCAAAGAAAACCGUUGGUGCUGAAUUCUCUCCCCGCCGAUCAUUCCUCAUAACUCACGCGUCAUAAAUGAGUCACGGGGGAGCUCGCGAUGACGACAGCUGCGGGAAGCGGAGGGUCGCGUACGUCUACAGCCCGGAGUACGUCGAGUGUUGCGACAGUCUGUCCAAAGUGCCGAACCGGGCGAGUAUGGUCCACUCACUGAUAGAAGCCUACGGACUCCUGCGGCACGUCAGCACCAUCAAACCUCAAGUGGCCACCAUAGAGGACAUGGCCAAGUUCCACACAGACUCCUACCUGGAGCAUCUUCACAAGAUCAGCCAGGACGGAGACAACGAUGACCCCCAGUCGGUCGACUACGGCCUGGGUUACGACUGUCCGGUGUCGGAGGGGAUAUACGACUACGCGGCGGCAGUAGGGGGCGCCACGCUCACGGCAGCCCAGUGUCUGCUGGACCAAAAGUGUGAGGUGGCCAUCAACUGGGCGGGGGGGUGGCACCAUGCCAAGAAGGACGAGGCGUCGGGUUUCUGCUACGUGAACGACGCCGUGUUGGGAAUCCUCAAGCUGAGGGAGAAGUACGAGAGGGUCCUCUACGUGGACGUCGACCUGCAUCACGGAGACGGUGUGGAAGAUGCCUUCAGCUUCACCUCCAAAGUCAUGACCGUCUCCCUGCACAAGUUCUCCCCUGGAUUCUUCCCAGGUACGGGGGACGUGUGUGACACGGGCCUGGGUAAAGGCCGCUGGUACGCCGUGAACGUCCCGCUGGAGGACGGCAUCAAGGAUGACCGAUACUACCAGAUAUUCACACGCGUGAUGCAGGAAGUGCGAGCGCAGUUCAACCCGGAGGCGCUGGUGAUGCAGCUGGGCGCCGACACCAUGGCGGGGGACCCCAUGUGCUCCUUUAACAUGACCCCGGUGGGGGUGGGCCAGUGUCUGCAGCACGUGCUGGAGUGGCAGCUACCUACACUGCUGCUGGGAGGAGGAGGUUACAACCUGGCGAACACGGCUCGCUGUUGGACCUACCUGACGGCGGCGGUGCUCGGGAAGACCCUCUCCUCCGAGAUACCGGACCACGAGUUCUUCACAGAGUACGGACCUGACUACUCGCUGGAGAUCAGCCCGAGCUGCCGGCCGGACCGCAACGACACCAAACACCUGGACCAGGUCCUCAGCACGAUCAAAGGUUUAAACCAUCGCAGGAAUCCGCCCGACGGUUUCAGCUAUGGACAAAGUCCAGGAAACGCGAGCGGCGUUCUAGGUGUUGGUGCUGCAGACGGCUCGUAGCUGAAGCCGCCUGCACGCAGACACACACACGCGCACACACACACACACACACAUGGUGUCGUCUCCAUGAAACCUGCUGUGACAGGACUCCUCUCACGGCUCCACAAUGGGCAACAAACAGGACAUCCUCACUGCGUCAGGGCAAUUACUCAUCCUCUGCGUGUGUGUGUGUGUGUGUGUGUGUGUGUGUGUGUGUGUGUGUGUGUGUGUGUGUGUGCGUGUGUGCAACGUGUUUAUUUUUCUUAAUCUGGUCAUUUAACGUAACAAAAGAGGAACAAAGCAGCAUUGUUUGCACUUCAGCGCGUGAAGCAAACUGGCAACUACACAUUGUAAUGCAGCUAUUGUGUGUCACACACACACACACACACAUACAUGUGCGUCCUGAUGCAAAUGAACUUGCAGGGCUGCUUAACGCUGUGAUUUCCAUAUUGAUUCCCCUUUUGCAUGCGCGUGUCGUGUUUCCUCGGCCAGAUGUUGUUUUUGUGUGUGUGUGUGUGUGUGUGUGUAAUACAAUUAAUGUGUGUAUUGUCGUGCAUCCAACCUAACGUGAUGAAUUCGACCCUUUGGUCCUCCCUGUAUCUGGACGUGUGUGUGUGUUCAUGUAUCCCCCCCGACCGUCUCAUUUCUCUCUUUCUCU
Messenger RNA from Gasterosteus aculeatus aculeatus (three-spined stickleback), 2036 nucleotides. It is a transcript of the gene hdac8, whose product is annotated as histone deacetylase 8. Gene Ontology annotation, biological process: heterochromatin formation. The record is from RefSeq and is a predicted model, not a curated record. Gene Ontology annotation, molecular function: histone deacetylase activity. Lineage: Eukaryota; Metazoa; Chordata; Actinopteri; Perciformes; Gasterosteidae.